This is a messenger RNA of Parnassius apollo (apollo), 774 nucleotides long. The record is from the annotation of a GenBank genome assembly. NCBI's taxonomy places the organism in Eukaryota, Metazoa, Arthropoda, Insecta, Lepidoptera, Papilionidae.
AUGCUGGUUACCUAUUUGGAAGCCAGCCGGGACCUUUGCGAGACGGACUCAAUUCUUUUUGGCGCCGCGCUGGCAGUCUGCCGUAUCAUAGGCGCCAAGGUUUCCACGGCUGGACGCGCUACUGGCCAUAGUAGCGCUAUCCCAGCAUGGAGAAGAAGAAUUGAGGAACGUAUCGCAAAGGCUAGAGCUCUCAUCGGCAGACUGAUAUGCUUCAGAUCAGGCAACAACAGGCCAAGAAUUGUGCGCACCGUCAGGAUGGCGUUUGCUGGGACAAAUGUCAGUUUGUCCCAGCCGGAUAUAACGCAAAAACUGACGGAGCGCAUAGAUGAUCUGAAGCAGAGAAUCGCUGCUUGGGGAAAGCGGAUUCGGCGAUAUACCGAGAGGUCGACACGGUUCAACCAGAAUCGUCUCUUCCAGAGUGAUCAGAAGAGGCUCUAUGAAUCAUUGGAGCGACCAAUGGUAAGUGGAACGGGUCCAGCACCGAAUCAGGCCGACACUGUAGCAUUCUGGCGCGGCCUGUGGUCAGAGCCCGUAAACCACAGCGAGGGCCCUUGGACGGAAGUUGUGGCGAGUCAGUGUGCGGGUAUUACGCCCAUGGACCCCGUCAUCAUAACGCCGGAUGACGUAGCUGAGGCGGUUCGUAGGGCCCCGAACUGGAAAAGUCCGGGGCUUGACUGGCUGCAUCACUACUGGCUGAAGGGGUUCAUGUCACAUGGACCUGCUCAGAUGGGUACAGUAACAGUUCUUACCUUAAAAACUGCUCGCAAGCUGUGA